Quercus robur (English oak) is the source of this 1704-nucleotide messenger RNA. Its product is annotated as serine/arginine-rich splicing factor SR34A. The coding region runs from base 562 to 1440 and encodes 292 amino acids. The record is from RefSeq and is a predicted model, not a curated record. NCBI's taxonomy places the organism in Eukaryota, Viridiplantae, Streptophyta, Magnoliopsida, Fagales, Fagaceae. Gene Ontology annotation, cellular component: cytoplasm; nucleus; ribonucleoprotein complex. Gene Ontology annotation, molecular function: mRNA binding. The transcript has 14 exons.
AGCCUCACACACCUUCAAAACUCAAGAGCCCAAUUCAAUUCAGGCGCAUAUAUAUCUCAAAAUUCCAUCGAUUUCCUCUAGCUCAAAACCUAAAGCAAAACGAAAAGAAGAUCAGACUUCGGAGCUACAAAACCCAUCGCUCUUUCUCUCCACUCUCAGUCACAGGAGCUCGCUACGCGGAGGGAGGGAGAGACACGUGCCACUUGCUCGUAGCCGUUGCAGCUCAGCUCAGCUCAAAUCAAAAUCUUCGAUGGCAAGCGCUUGGACAAAUAUGAGCAUUGCAAUCAUACAUAGGGAUAUAGAGAGGGAGUGGGAGAAUCAGGGUGGAGUUAUGGGUAUUAUUUUUUAUAAUUGGACUAUUGGAGAUUCUUGCUCACUCUCAGAAGAUCUCUACAUGUGCUAAAAUUCUGGAGAGGAUGAGGAGAUCAAAUUUUAUUUCAAUAUUAUUAUAGCAUUGGAGCAUCUUGGAGCAAAUGAGCAAUGGAGCUUGUGGAGCACGGCUCACCUCGAGGAUUGCUCUCUUGUGUAUAAUCUUCUCUAUACAAUCUUCGAGUGCCAAAUAUGAGUGGUCGUUUUUCUCGCACAAUCUAUGUAGGCAACCUGCCCUCAGAUAUAAGAGAAUGGGAAGUUGAAGAUCUAUUUCACAAGUAUGGCCGUAUAUUAGACAUUGAAUUGAAGAUUCCACCCCGCCCUCCAUGUUAUUGUUUCGUGGAGUUUGAUAAUGCCCGGGAUGCAGAAGAUGCAAUCAAGGGUCGUGAUGGCUAUAACUUUGAUGGUUGUCGUUUAAGGGUUGAACUUGCCCAUGGUGGUAGGGGUCCAUCUUCAAGCGAUCGUCGAGGUAGCUAUGGUGGUGGUGGUGGUGGUGGUGGUGGUGGUGGUAGGAGUGGUGAUGGGGGAGGGGGCGGUGGGAGCCGAUUUGGUAUCUCACGCCAUUCUGAAUAUCGAGUUGUUGUUCGUGGGCUCCCUUCUUCUGCUUCCUGGCAAGAUUUGAAGGAUCAUAUGCGAAAAGCUGGUGAUGUAUGUUUUGCUGAGGUGUCCCGUGAUGGUGAAGGGACUUUUGGCGUUGUGGAUUACACAAAUUAUGAUGACAUGAAAUAUGCUAUUCGGAAACUCGAUGACACUGAAUUCAGAAAUCCUUGGGCAAGAGCCUAUAUUCGGGUGAAGAAAUAUGAGGGCAGUCCCCCAAGAAGUCGUAGUAGAAGUCGAAGUCGAAGUCGCAGUCGCAGUCGCAGUCGCAGCCACAGUCGAAAUCGCAGCCGCAGCCGCAGCCGUAGCCGAAGCCGUAGCAGAAGUGUAAGAAGGGACCGGAGUGUAUCAUUGGAGCGGUCUAUUUCUAGGUCGGUAUCAAGAUCCAGAUCUGCAUCUCCUGUCAAACCUUCCAGGCCAAGAUCAAGAUCUAGGUCAGGAUCUCCCCGCCAGGCACGGUCUGGUAGUGGCUGAUUUCUAUGCAAGUAAUGUCCAAAGUACUCCAGAAACUGGUAGAGUUUGAGGGGAAAGCUUUAAAUCGAUUUUUGAGUGCACUUAUUUGAUGGCUUGUCUUGAUCUAAAUUAGCUAUGGUUUGCAUGGCUUGAUACUUAUCUAAGUAUGUAGUAUUGUAGUAUUGCAAACCAGUUAUUUUGCGGUUUUCUUUUUAUUUGAGCUACAAUCUGCAAGAUAUGUGUACGUUUUGUUUUUUAAGUAAUAAUUGAGGCUACUAUCAUGGA